Molecule: messenger RNA, 5518 nt
Organism: Carassius gibelio (silver crucian carp)
Lineage: Eukaryota; Metazoa; Chordata; Actinopteri; Cypriniformes; Cyprinidae
Product: beta-1,3-galactosyl-O-glycosyl-glycoprotein beta-1,6-N-acetylglucosaminyltransferase 4-like
Exons: 4
Coding region: 367-1578 (403 amino acids)
Cellular component (GO): membrane
Molecular function (GO): acetylglucosaminyltransferase activity
Source: RefSeq, a predicted model, not a curated record
UCAACACGAACGUCAGAAUUUGAAGAAAUGACAGCGUGCUGAGAGACACCAUUGACUUUUACACGCGAAGUGAAUGAUGACUGUCAUCUCUUUUUGGUUCGACGGGAGAAUUCAUUUCAUACGGGAUUUGAAGAAAGAUGGCAGAAGUUUCAUUUCGGGAAGAAGCAUGCAGCUUUAUCAGACCAACCCAUCCUGGACUAUAUUGUAAAGUUCAGUCGAACAAAAGGCAUAGACUUACUCUCACGCUCCGACUCUGACUCUUGAAGACUCUAAGAAUGAGGUGGUGCUGCUCAUGCUAACCAAACUCAUGCUCCUGCUCAUUCAGAGGAUAGUGCCAAUGCUGCUGGUCUCAAAUCAUCACAAAGAAUGAGAAGGUUGUGGAUCCGCCUCAAACUGAGAACUGUGAUAUGUAUCACUUUAACCUUGGCACUUGUUAUAUGUUGCUUCACAAUCACAUUUUCAGUAGUGAAAGAAGGAGGACAGGAAACAGAACUGUCAGAGAACCUGCGGCUGACAGAACACUAUGGGAUUAAUUGCACAGCAAUAUAUGAAAUGGAGCCAGUGGAAGUGGGCAAAACUUUAGUCAUUCUCAAGGAAAAAAGCUACGUAGGGCAAACUGACAGAACUAUUGUGAAUGCCACCUAUGACUGUGAUUGGUUUGUUGUGUCACGGGGCUAUGAUGUGAUUCAAGGCACUGAGUUGGAGCGUGAAUUUCCCCUUGCUUAUUCUUUGGUUGUUCAUCAGGAUGCUGCUCUUGUGGAGAGGUUGCUGAGGGCCGUUUAUAUGCCUCAUAACAUAUACUGCAUACAUUAUGAUCUGAAGUCCUCAGAUGACUUUAUUUUAGCAAUGAAAGGUCUGGCCCGCUGCAUCCCCAACGUCUUCAUUGCCUCAAAGCUGGAGAGGGUGCAGUACGCAGGCUUCUCACGACUCAAAGCCGAUCUUAAUUGCCUGUCUGACCUCCUAGAUUCUGAGGUCAAGUGGAAGUAUGCCAUCAACCUGUGUGGUCAGGACUUUCCACUGCGGACAAACGCUGAGCUGGUGUCGGAUCUAAAAGAGUUGAAAGGCAAGAACAUGGUGGAGAGCAAGUGGCCUGAGGGAAAAACAGAUCGCUGGACUUAUCAUCAUUUACUGAAAGAUAGUAAUUCAGAGUACUAUGAGUUUCCUGUAAGCACUUCUGAAAUGAAAUCUCCACCUCCUCACAACAUAGCCAUGUUUGUGGGCAGUGCAUAUUUCACACUUUCAAGAGAAUUUGUUGUUUUUGUGAACCAGAGUCCCCUAGCCAGUGAUUUCUUGGCUUGGUCUGAGGAUACAUACUCACCUGAUGAACAUUUCUGGGCAACUAUGAUUCGUGUGUCUGGAGUACCAGGGGAAGUGCCAAGUUCUGACCCUGAAAUCUCAGAACUAGUUAUUGUGAUGCUUUCAUCAGCUGUUUGGAUUCUUAUUCUUAUGGCACCUACUCACCUCAGAGGAUCCAUUGGUAAUGCAAUUUUUUACAGAUCUGUUCUUAUAAAGAAGCAAACUCACUCUCAGGAUGGCCUGAGGCCAUUUUCAGCAAAUGUUUAUUUUUACACUAACUAAUCUUAAAACAAACAAAAAAAAAAAAACAUUAGAAUGGCAGGGAAUUUUUUUUUUCUUCAAGCUUUAAAAUCACUGGAUCUUACACACGUCUAUCUCAAAUGGAGAAGACUUUAUGUUAGUUCAGAGCAAUGAAACUUAAGCAAUAAUUUGCAGGGAAUGGAUUUGCAUGUGCCCUCUGGGUUGCCAUUGGGCCAGAUUCACAGAAGGAAUAAUGCAAAUCAAGUAAACAAAACACCCUAAAUCUAGACACAAUUUGCGUGUUGCAAUUUCUCAUUGUGCUGGCUAGUUUUGAAGGCUUGUAAGAAUGCAGCAGACAUCCCUGGACUGGUAUACUGUACUGGGGCUAUUUAGCAUUGCUCCAAAACAAUCCAGGCCCCUAGAAUAAAUAGCUCUUUAACAUUUAGAAAGUGUGCUUAACUAUAUUUUGAUGAAUAACUGCUGCCAUUUUUAGAAUUAUUAUUUGCAUUUGGUUAAACUGGAUUCCAGUUGUUUAGUAAGUCCCAGGUAUUUUUUUAUUUUCUUUUUAUUUAUUUAUAAAGCACAAUGAAACUACAAUGGUUGACAAUUGUGCUGAACAAUAUAGUUUGAAAAUAUCAAAAUACAUAAAAUAGUAAGACAAGACAAACAAAUAAUAAUUAUAAAUUAUAAACUCCUGUUUUCUCAUACACUAAAAGCGUUCUCAAAUAGGUAGGCUUUAAGCCAUGUUUUAAAAAGAGAUUCUAUUGCAGUUGUUCUGAUAGAGAUUGGAAGGCUGUUCCACAAUUUAGGGCCGGCUAUGGUUUCUGAUUUUGGACAUCUAGCUGGACUGUGUAAACUCAAGAGAUCAGACAUGUACAAAGGAGCCAGUCCAUUUAAAACCUUAAAAACAAAAAGUAAAAAUGUAAACUAUUUUAAAAUGGACUGGCAGCCAGUGCAAAGAGAGUUAAGGAGCCACGCACAUGACAUGCAAGAAAAAAUAAAUAAAUUUUGUGCACGAUUUACUAAUUUGUUCCCUCAAUUUACUAAAACAUGCACAUGUUUACUAUUGCGUCCCCUCGAUUUGCUACAUCGUGCUCACGAUUUAGCAAAUCGAGGGAAUGAGUUAGUAAAUCGAAUUGCAUUGAAUUGCAGUAGUCUAGUCGAGAAGAAAUAAAAGCAUAUAUAGUUCUUGAACUCAGCACGUUAAAAAACCCUUCAAGUUAAAAACCCCUUCACCUUUGCAAGGAGUCUGGGCUGAAAAAAACUUGGAUUUGACUACUGUAUUUACUUUCUUAUUAAAAGUCAAAGUGGAAUCAAAUACAACACACAAUUUUUUUUACAGAGGGCUUGACAUAUUCAGCCAGAACAGCCAGCACUUGCUGUAUGUUUGCCAGAUUCAGCUAAAGAACCGAACGCAAUGGCCUCAGUCCAAUUUAGAUAAAAAAUAAAUAAAUUAAGAGACAUCCAGGCCUCAAUACCAGACAGACAAGAAGUUAAAGCACUCAAACUCUGGUUGUCAUUUUGCUUAAAAGGCACAUACAUUUGCAUGUCCUCAGCUUAACAAUGAAACGACACUUUGUGCUUGUUAAAAAUGGAUCCAGACGGGAGCAUAUACAAAGAAAAUAAAAUUGGAGCAAGGAUAGAACCUUGAGGAACUCCACAAUUCAACACUGAUUUAGAGGAUGAGCACCCAUCCACACAAACUGAGAAAGUUUUAUUCAAGUAUUAUUAGAAGUAUUAUUCAAGUAAGAUUAGAACCAUUUUAGCACAGAACCAUUAAUACCCACAAAGUGUUCCAGACUGGAAAUAAGAAUACUGUACAGUGUCAAAUGCUGCACUUAAUUCUAAAAUCAAAAGUACUACAGAGUUACCGGUAUUAACUGAUAACAAGAUAUCAUUUAACACUCUUAAAAGGGCAGACUCAGUACUGAGAUGUUUCCUAAAACCUUAGUGAAAAGUUUCAAACUCACUAUUUGAAUCUAAAUAACUUAGCAAUUGAUUAAAAACAACUUCAUCUAAAAUUGUAGAAAUAAAAGGUAGACUGGAAAUGGGCCUAAAAUUGGAUAACACAUUCAUUUCCCUAUUUUUCUUUUCUUUUUUUUUAAAGAGAGGUUUGAUUGGUCUUAAAGAAAUUUAGUUUUGAAGUUUUGAAAUAUUCAGGGACAGUCCCUUCAGAGAGACUGGAAUUUAUUAUAGACAGGAUACAUGCUCCAACAGUACCAAAAUCUUAAUAAAUAAAUGUGUUAGAAUAAAAUCAGUUGGGAGACGUAGUGGUUUUAAAUGCCUAGUAAGUUCUCAAAGAGAAUCUAUAGAAAUUGGUUCAAAUUCACUAAUUUGCAGGCCAGAGGGACAUAGGGGAAUUUUUAUUUCUGAUAAAAAGUAAACACUACAGGCUUAUGAUCAGCAAAACUUAAUUCACAGGUCACAAGACCUUUAACCAUUUGGACCAAAUCAAUAAGUCAAUAAAAUACUUUGCAAGGGAAUUAGUAUAACAACAAACAUGAAUAUUUAAAUCCCCAACAAUCAAGAGUCUGUCAAACUGUGUAACAAUUCCUCCUAAAAAAAUUAGCAAAUUCAUUGAUAAAAUACUUAAUUUGGUUUCUGUAGACAAUAUACAACAGCAACCACCAAAUUUUUGUCGUACUGAAGAACUUCACAGUUUUUAGGCUCUGACAGCCAAAACUGCCUUAAAAGACGGAUGAAUAAAUGCUACCCUUUCCAGGAAUGGCUGCAAAACCUGAAAAAAAAAAAAAAAAACUCAUGGAAUUUCUUGUGAAUUUACCCCUGAGCAUUAAACUCUUUUUGUUGAUUUUAUCAAAAUAUAAAUACUUAAGAAUUUACUCUAAAUUAUAAAAUUAUUAUUUUCUAAACUAUUUUCUUUAGAUUGACUAAGCUUUUUUAAUGCAUACUUUAUUCUACCUAUUUAUUUGCUCACGAAUUGAAAGGGUAUGUUUACAAUGUUUUAUUGUUUUUUAAUUCCUUUAAUAAUCAUAUUUGGUUUAUUGAUGUAUUGAUUUAUUUAAUGACAAUGUUUUUCAUUUCACAUGUUCUUUUCUAAUUUAAUUUGUUAACCACUUUCACAGUGCAUUAAUUUUCUUUGUAAUACCAUGCUUUUAAUUGUUUAUUGUUACAUGCAGUGUGUUGAGCGGUCCCGUCCUGUUUUUGAGUGGUGACAGAAAUGCAGCUGUUUACUGUUCCUUAGACUGGCUUCAGAGAAGCAGAUAUGCACAUUAUUCCAUUUAAUUUACAAUAUAUUUAGAUUUUAUAAAUAUAUACAAAAUAUCAUAUUGUAGAAAGAAGGUUUUUAAUUUUAGUAAAAUAUUUUGUCCGUUUUAUUCUGCCGAUGUCUGAUGAAUGUUGGCGAAUGUCAUGAAACUCACUAACUCAACACAAGUAUCUCCAACGCACAUGCAUUUUUAACAUUUCUAAUUCUUUUGGAGUUGACAGUUCCAUUUGAUGCUUUAUGGCAAAGGAUGCCAAUAUAUCCUAAAUACAUUAUUCAUCAGUUUAAGUUUGCUCUGUUGUGUGUGAAUGAAUUGUUUAAUUGUUAAGGCCUGAAUUUUAGAUUCUAAUGACACUCAACAUGGAGGAAGGAAGAUACUACUUUGGUCUGUCUAAUGGUCUAAUUGCACUAAUUAUUUAGAACAAUAGGGAUGGAUGAAGAGUGAUUUCAGAUUUAUGACCAACAUUGGCCAGAGUUAUGAACAUUAAUCUUCUUUCACCCUGUGAGUCAACCUGUCCAUGUAGGCAUGUGCUUACUUCAUUGUUUGCCAAAACACAGUCUAUUAUUAACAAAAGUUAUGCAAUGCAAUUUCUCCCUUUUAGUGUUUAUUUUGCUAUGCUACUGUAUAACUGGUCAUGGUUGGUUGUGUUGUAUUAUUUGCAGUUUGGUUUGUUUAAGAUUGUUUUUUUGCCUGAUGUCUGUGAACUUGCCACCCAUUUUUGGGGUUCUGACUUACUCAUUAAACCAUCAUCAUUCACA